AUGGCUCUCUCUUGUGCUGCUGCUGCACGAACUGGAAGAAUGGUCAUCGGGUCUUCCUCUGCCUCUGCCUCUUCUUCCUCUUCUUCUUCGAUGGGUGGUUUUAAACAACAACAACAACAACUUCAAAAUCAAAAACAAACGAUGAUGUUACGAACGAUAAACACGAAGUUUAAGAGAACAACAGCAUUAGCAAAGAACAGUAGCAGAUAUAAUAAUAAUAAUAGAAUAAGCAAAACCACUUUAACGAUGGCGGCGGCGAGUAGUAAUAGCAAUCAAAUGAAAUAUUCCGCCGAGAAUGAUGGCUUACCCAGAGACGCUAAGAUUGGCAUCUUGGGAGGAGGACAACUCGGACGAAUGCUCGCCAUCGCCGGCGCACCGAUGGGGGUUCGAUUAAACGUUCUCGACCCUACGGAACCUUCCUGUCCAGCCUCGAUUGCCGCGGAACAAACGAUUGGGUCUUUUCGAGAUAAAGCUGCGGUGUUGGAAUUUGCGAAAGAUUGUGAUGUUGUUACUGUUGAGAUUGAACACAUCGACUGCGACGCGCUCGACGAGUUGGUCAAAAACGGCAUCGACGUGCAGCCGACGCCAAAGACGUUAAGAACUAUUCAGGAUAAAUACGCGCAAAAGGUACAUUUUCGAGACAACAACGUGAAGAUUGGACCGUUUAUGGACGUUCCGGACGAAGCGCAAUUGCAAAACGCAGUCAACGCGUUUGGGUUUCCGUUGAUGUUGAAGAGUAAAAGGUUAGCGUACGACGGGAGAGGCAAUGCGGUGGCGAAAACAGCGAGCGAUUUAGAUAACGCAGUGAAAUCUCUCGGUGGGUUUGAUACUGGCUUAUACGCAGAGAAGUGGGUGCCUUUUGAAAGAGAGUUGGCGGUGAUGGUGGCGAGGUCGAAAUCCGGCGAAGUCGUCGCGUAUCCAGUCGUGGAAACCGUGCACGAAGACAACAUUUGCGAUACAACCUUCGCGCCGGCGAUGAUUUCCAACAGAAUGGCUGAAAAAGCGCAAGCCGUCGCGAAAUCUGCUAUUGCCUCGUUCGAAGGCGCCGGGAUUUUUGGCGUCGAGCUGUUUUUGCUCGAGGAUGGCGAGACCGUCCUGUUGAAUGAGUGCGCGCCGAGACCGCACAACUCUGGACAUUACACCAUCGAAGCGUGUAACUGCUCGCAAUACGAGAUGCACUUGAGAGCUAUUUGUGGGUGGCCGUUAGGUGACCCGCAAUUGAAAGUUGGUGGUAGCGUUAUGAAAAACAUCUUAGGCGAUGGCGACGGCGAAAAAGCCAUGACGAAAUGCCACAGAAUAAUGGGUAAAGCGUUGACCGUCCCGGGCGCGAGCGUGCAUUGGUACGAAAAACCAGAGGUGAAAAAAGCGAGAAAAGUCGGUCACAUAACAACCGUCGGUGCGUCUUUGAACGAAGCGAAAGAGCGCAUGUCAGAAAUUACCGGGGAUGAUUACAACGUCCAACCGUCGAUUGGGAUCAUCAUGGGUUCUGAUUCCGAUUUACCAACCAUGGCGGCUGCCGCGGACGUGCUCAAAGAUUUUGGCAUCAAGUGCGAAGUGACGGUCAUUUCCGCGCACAGAACACCCCAAGAGAUGUUUGAUUACUCCAAAAAGGCGCACACGCGAGGUAUUCGAGCCAUCAUCGCCGGUGCCGGAGGGGCUGCGCACCUUCCCGGUAUGGUUGCCGCGAUGACGCCUUUACCGGUUAUCGGUGUCCCGGUGCCUCUGAAAUAUCUAGACGGCAUGGACUCUUUGCUUUCCAUCGUGCAAAUGCCAAAAGGUGUUCCGACUGCCACGGUAGCCAUAGGCAACGCCGCGAACGCGGGUUUAUUAGCGGCUAGAAUUGUCGGCGCGUACGAGCCGGAAGUGUUGAAAAAGAUGGAAGAGUACCAGGACAACAUGACGGAAGUGGUGUUGGGUAAAGCGGACAAGUUGAUGACAAACGGCUACGAGAAGUAUUUGAAAGAGAUGUGA
Molecule: messenger RNA, 1971 nt
Organism: Bathycoccus prasinos
Lineage: Eukaryota; Viridiplantae; Chlorophyta; Mamiellophyceae; Mamiellales; Bathycoccaceae
Exons: 1
Coding region: 1-1971 (656 amino acids)
Biological process (GO): 'de novo' IMP biosynthetic process
Molecular function (GO): phosphoribosylaminoimidazole carboxylase activity; metal ion binding; ATP binding
Source: RefSeq, a predicted model, not a curated record